AGGCAGAAGCCGAGGUAAAUCUGCCGAAGACUGUGGCAGGGAGCAUAGAUCAUCGCAGAGGAGAGUUCAGAGUUCCUUGCCCCAGGAAAGGCAAGCUAGCGUCGCAUAACUCGCUAAUAAUGCCGCCGUGUGUGCACUGAAUGUGUGUUUGUGCGUGUGCAUGUGAGGGAGUGGUAAUUGGAGGCUGGAGAGUGAGGGUCACAGGGCACGAAUGAGGAUGCUGUCAGGUCGAAUUAUCAUGGCUGCAUGAAGACAUAAGAUGUGUCUGCAGGCCAUGAAGAUGGCCGGUCACGGCUACAAUCUUCGAAGUGGUCGCAGAAGGUCUUCGCCACAUCAACAAACAUUCAUCCUUCCCACCAAAGUUAAACCAGUCCCACCUAAGAUCAAUGUUCCACCUCCUGUGGUCCUUGACUAUCAGCAACUAAUUCCUCAUCCUGCCGAUCAAUGCCCAGAAACCAAUCAUAACGACCAUGAACUGCUUCUUCAUCAUAGCAAUCCCGUGUUCCCAUUCUUGAUUGCACUUCUCCUGUAUCAUCGACCCAUUCUGGAUUUAUGGUUUUCAACCCGGAAUUGAUCCCAAUAUCUGGACCCAUUCCGGUCCAAUCCAGAUCUGUUAUGCAGUGGCCGUCCUGAAUGGAUUGGUGACCGCGAGUUACUUCCUCCUGAUUGAAUCCGGUCUCUUGAGUGGAUGAUUGGAGACACCAUUACCAAAAAAGAAAACCAGUGCCAUAACCCGUACUACUUAAAAAACCAGUUCUGUUCGGUUUUAAUAGUUUUAUAUUUUUUACAUCGAUGAUUAAAUGUGUUUUUUUGUGUGGCUUGUA
Tigriopus californicus is the source of this 824-nucleotide messenger RNA. RefSeq lists its product as uncharacterized. The record is from RefSeq and is a predicted model, not a curated record. Bases 260 to 574 code for a protein of 104 amino acids. NCBI's taxonomy places the organism in Eukaryota, Metazoa, Arthropoda, Copepoda, Harpacticoida, Harpacticidae. The transcript is spliced from 2 exons.